UGUCCCAUUAAUGAAAAAAAUGAGAUAAAAUCUUAAAAACAAACAUGUAUGAACAUUUUUUUAUUAUCGCCAAAGGUCAUUUUAUUUUGAAACAAUGUUUGCAUUAAUUAUAUACAUUGUAUGUAAUUAUGUUUUGUUGGAAAAUCAUGACGUCAGUUAAAGAAUCAAGUAUUUAUUUUAAGCACAUCUGGAUGGAGAAGAUAUUCACGAUGGAUAUAUGUGUUAUUAUUUGAAGUUGGAUACGGUCCAGUUGUUGGUACUUUAACUUAGUUUCGGGGAUUGUCAUAAAUAAGGAGUUUUAGAUGGAACAUAUACCAUUAAUUUGACAUUAAAUGUGUGCGUUUUAGAACUGGAUUUCAGAAGUUUAUUGAGCAUAAUCUUAAUAAAGUUCUUUUCAUUGCCAUACAUACGAUAAUUAUAAUGCGCAUGUAUACUUAUAUGUAGAUUAAAGAAAAACAACAAAAGACGGGAAAAAUCAAGAAAUGGCAUGUAGGUACACAAUGGGUUGAACUAGAAUAGAAAAGAAUACAGAAAGGAAAGCAACACCACCAGUGAUAUCAAUGACAGUAAUAUUUUUAUAAACAAUUUUAACAGUGGCUUUUGCAGAAUAUUCACGAGCGUUGAUUUUUAUUUAAAAAGAAACCUUUAUCCAACAAAAUAUACAAGGCAUAAUCAAAACACAAUGAGUUCAAAAAUAUAUUUUGAUUGUCGUAAAUUUAUUAUAAUUCUUUUUAUGAUUUGCAUUCCAUAUUACCUUUACUUUCUAAAAUUUUCUUACUUUUUAAUUUCGGAACAUACUUUGGACAAAACAUAUAUAAAUACUACUUCAUUUAGAAUGAUUGAAAUUUCAAAUACGAGUAGAAGAAAUAAUCGCAUUAAAUAUUACAGAAAAUCUUUGAAUAAAGUAUCUGAUAUGAUUCAAACACAAAUAAAGGAGCCGAAAAUGCAAAAACAAUCAAUAACCAAGACAUUCUUUAGCCGUAGUAGAAAUAUUCCAAUUUUUAACUGUUCAAGACUGUUUGAAAGCAUAACCAUAUUGGAUGUCUCAUUAUACGUCAGAUUUCUAAACAAAACACCAAUAAUAACCCCUCAAAACUACAUGGAAAGUACUCGGAACUGUUCAUCUUUCAUCACUGACAGAGGCUAUAUAACACACCAUUUGACAGUAGAGGAACGGAAUUUUCCAAUAGCUUUUAGUAUUCUUAUGUAUAAAGAUGUAGACCAAGUUGAAAGACUUUUACGUACAAUUUAUAGACCACAAAAUAUUUACUGUAUUCACGUUGACUCUAAAACAGAUGACGCACUAUAUAGUGCAAUUCAAAAUGUAAGCCAUUGUUUUGACAAUGUGUUUGUUUUAAACAAACGAGUUAAUGUUAAAUGGGGAGAAAUGUCCGUUUUAGAGCCGGAAUUGUUGUGUAUGAAAGAAUUGUUAACCCGGAACAAACGUUGGAAAUAUUUCAUCAAUCUGACAGGGCAGGAAUUUCCAUUAAAAACUAAUUAUGAAUUAGUUAAAAUUCUUCAAGCAUAUAAUGGUUCAAACGACGUGGAAACAUCAGUUAGAGAAUUUACAACUAGAUGUGUCAACAAAACAUCAGCACCUCAUGGAAUACGUGUUACUAAAGGAGCCGUGCAUGUGGCCGUGAGUCGUGGAUUUGUCGAGUACGCAAUAUAUGACCAGAGAGCACAUGACAUUUUGACAUGGAUGAACAAAUCAUGUUACAUACCGGAUGAAGCGUUCUUCACCACACUGAAUCAUAAUCCACAUCUAGGUGUACCAGGCGCUUACAAAGGUCACCCCGAAACAACUGUGAUGGCAAACAGCAGAAAACCAUAUCUAGCUCGGUAUAAAAAUAGACAACGUAUUAGUAUAUACCACUCCACAUGUCGCGGUAAAUGGGUGAGAGGAAUGUGCGUGUAUGGUCAUAAAGAUUUACCGGUUCUACGGGGCCGUAGAGAGCUGUUUGCAAAUAAAUUCCACUUGCAUACAUUUCCUGUUGCAUAUGGAUGUAUGGAGGAACUCAUAUUUAAUCGAACACGAGACGAAUUUCAAGGAAAAAGAAAGUUUAAUGCAAGCUGGUAUUCUACUUUUGAUUUUGUUACAAAUAAAGUUGAAUAAGAACACUGGAACUUAAUUAUGACUAAGGCUAGCCAUGUGUACGGAAACUUACUUUCGAACCAUGGUUAAUAUCAAAAAUUGUUAUUCAUGUAUACAACCAAUGAAGUGUAAAAUCACGAAAAUAGUUAAGUUUUGAAAUAUAUUUAAUAAUUGUAUAUUCGUAUUAUUGUGAAUUCUAGCAAUUUAUAUACUGUGUGUUAUGCUUGUUUUUCGAAAAAGAGAAAAAUAAGUUUUUUCCAGAUAUUUAUACAUCACGAAAGCACGUGUCUAGUGUUGUGUAGCAUGCCUUCGGGAUCAUUUAUUCCAGCACUUUUAGGUGUAGAAAAUUGAGUACCGCUCAAGCCGGUGCUAGGGGGCAUGAGUGAU
This is a messenger RNA of Ruditapes philippinarum (Manila clam), 2482 nucleotides long. Its product is annotated as N-acetyllactosaminide beta-1,6-N-acetylglucosaminyl-transferase-like. The transcript is spliced from 3 exons. Gene Ontology annotation, molecular function: acetylglucosaminyltransferase activity. Bases 683 to 2116 code for a protein of 477 amino acids. Lineage: Eukaryota; Metazoa; Mollusca; Bivalvia; Venerida; Veneridae. The record is from RefSeq and is a predicted model, not a curated record. Gene Ontology annotation, cellular component: membrane.